CGCUAGGGCGCUGUAGCUGCCAGGGCGGCUGUCAUGGCGUCGGAGGCGCUGGCUGAGGAGAACCGGCCGCGGUCUCUAUAGAGCGAGGGGCGGGCGGCCGGGGAUGGAGAGCGGCUCUGAGAGCCUGCAGCCGCCAGAGCACGGGGUGGCGGCUGGGCCCGCGCCGGCGACGGGUUCCCCGCCGGGAGGACGACAGGAGACCGGGCUCGCCGCUGGGGAUGGUCCUGGAGUAUGCUCGGCGGAAAGCGGCGGUGGGAAUGGGCAGGGGGCGGAGGCCGCCGGGAGGAGCCUCCCGAACCCGGCUCCCUCGGGCUCGCCUCAGGUUUCCGAACCUCGCGGCUUCGUCCCGGGCUUGGACUUGAAGGAGAGCGCUUUGGAGAGCCCCGCUGCCGCCAAGGCUCCUUCGGGAGGGCAGCACAAGGUGACCGCCUCCCCGGAGCCAGCGGAGGCCGGAGCGGGCCGUGGGUCGGGUCCGGCCGGAGACGGUGGAGCCCGCACGGAUCCCGCCGGCACCUGUGAGACGCUGGCGACCUCCUGCUCCGAGGAGCCCGGCAGCGCCGGCGGUCUCCACAGCAGUUGCAGCGACCCGAGCCCUCCUGGGGACUCGCCGAGCCUGGACUCCCUGGAGUCGUUCUCCAACCUGCAUUCCUUCCCCAGUAGCUCCGAGUUCAACAGCGAGGAGGGAGCGGAGAGCAGGGUCCCCGAGGAGGCGGAGGGCGCGGCCGCCUCGCCAGGAGCUGCCCCUCUGUGCAGAGAGGACGGGGAGGAGGAGGAGGAGAGCGCUCAGGUGUUGGCGGCCUCCAAGGAGCGCUUCCCGGGACAAUCUGUGUAUCACAUCAAGUGGAUCCAGUGGAAGGAAGAGAACACACCCAUCAUCACGCAGAACGAGAACGGACCCUGCCCUUUGCUGGCCAUCCUCAAUGUUUUGCUUCUGGCUUGGAAGGUGAAACUUCCACCGAUGAUGGAAAUCAUAACUGCUGAACAGCUGAUGGAAUAUUUAGGAGAUUACAUGCUUGAUGCAAAGCCAAAAGAAAUUUCAGAAAUUCAACGUUUAAAUUAUGAACAGAAUAUGAGUGAUGCUAUGGCAAUUUUGCACAAACUACAGACAGGCCUAGAUGUAAAUGUACGAUUUACUGGUGUUCGAGUAUUUGAAUAUACACCGGAGUGCAUAGUAUUUGAUCUUCUUGAUAUUCCUUUGUACCAUGGGUGGUUAGUAGAUCCUCAGAUUGAUGACAUUGUAAAAGCUGUUGGUAACUGCAGCUACAACCAACUAGUGGAGAAGAUCAUCUCCUGUAAGCAGUCAGACAAUAGUGAGCUGGUUAGUGAAGGCUUUGUAGCUGAGCAGUUUCUAAACAAUACAGCCACUCAGCUGACAUACCAUGGAUUGUGUGAACUAACUUCAACGGUUCAGGAAGGAGAACUUUGUGUGUUCUUUCGGAAUAAUCAUUUUAGUACCAUGACCAAGUACAAGGGUCAGCUGUAUUUGUUGGUAACUGACCAGGGGUUUCUUACUGAAGAAAAAAUCGUUUGGGAAAGUCUACACAAUGUAGACGGUGAUGGAAAUUUCUGUGACUCAGAAUUUCGUCUGCGGCCUCCUUCAGAUCCUGAAACUGUAUACAAAGGACAGCAAGACCAGAUAGACCAGGACUAUCUUAUGGCAUUGUCUCUACAACAAGAACAGCAGAGCCAAGAGAUCAAUUGGGAACAAAUCCCAGAAGGAAUCAGUGACUUGGAACUAGCAAAGAAGCUCCAAGAGGAAGAGGACAGACGGGCUUCUCAGUACUAUCAAGAACAAGAGCAAGCAGCAGCCGCUGCUGCUUCCUCCACACAGGCGCAGCAGGACCAACUAGUACCAGCCUCUCCAUCAAGUGGAAGACAAUCUGGGAGUACUGAACGUAAACGAAAGGAACCUCGGGAAAAAGAGAAAGAAAAGGAAAAAGAAAAGGAAAAAAAUAGCUGUGUCAUUUUGUAACAAAUGUUGGAUUCUGUUGGAACCACCUCUGUGUCUUGAGGAACAGAACCACAGGAGGAGAGGAAGAAAACCCGAUAAAUACCGUCUGUGCCUGAAAUCCCAAUGGAUUUUGUUCAUGUUUUUCAGGGGAAAGGUUGUUUGUUACAAUCAAACUUUUUCAAGUCACACAAUGCACUGUUUCUGAGUUGGAGUUUCAUGUUACAAGUUGGAAAUGCUAUAUGUUGUCAGUCGUGAAAAAUACUGCACUUGUAGCCAAAUAAGUGAAUCACAGCAAAUUUUUGUGUCAUAGUGACAUUGAUAACUCAUAUCAGGUAGAAAGCUAUUUUAUCUUCUGUUCUAACAAUGAAUGGAGGUAAUGGAUUUAGUCUUAUUUCUUCCUGACAUCUAAAUAUUAGCACAAUAGUUUCUAAAAUUUUUUCAAUAAUGUUGAUCUAAUCCAUGAGAUACCAGGGGUUUAAUAUAGGGACAUAAAAAAAAUAUAUAGCAGGAAUAAGUAAGUCUUAAUUGUAUAUUGGACUAGUUCAGCCCUUGAACAGCUUUACCUUUCUUUAGUAAUAUACAUUUUAGAGAAUAUCUUGAGAACCAAUAAUGGAGCUUGAAUAUAAUUUAGAUACAAAUUGAUAUUUUUAUUUCUUUUCCAAUAGCAAAAAAUGCAUAACACUAAUAAUUACAACCUAUGAAAAAUCAGAUAUUAACGACUUUGUAGUGUUGUGAAAUUUGAGGAAUUUUGAAAUCUUUAAUGUAUGUAACUUGGACCACAGUUCCUGUUGAUUACAAUGUGAUGAGUGUGUAAUAUAGAUGCAAACCACGUGGAUGCUGGGCCUUGUAAAUAGAAGUGUGUAGAAGAGCGGAUACUUCCAUGUCUACCUUUUUCUAGAAUUACCUUAAACCUUAAAUUUUAAAUCAUGUUUCUUGCUAGAAAUUCAGUAUAUUUAUUAAAUCCCAACAAAGAAGCACAUUUCUGAAUGAGAUAAUUUCCAAGUCUAGUGAAGACUACAAAACUGAGAGUAGAUAAGAAUUUGGAAGAAUUUAUGUAAAAGCAAUCACAUUUUUUUAAACUUAUGGGAAUCAAAUACUCAAAGCAUCUUAUAAUAUUUAUAGGAUUCAGAAAGAAUAUUUAUUUAACUUUAUUAUGAGGCAACAAAUAUUUUCCUGUCUUUCUAGGUAUAGUUUAGUAAACUGUCAUUAAUAGUCUUUCUUUAUAUGCUUUAUAUUUAAAUAUUUGUUUUAGUUAUUUUUGAAAAGACUAUUGCUGCUGCAAGUGUUUAUAUGAGUUAUAUCCCAAACCUCAAUAAAUUUGUUUAUUUAAGAACAACAUAAUCUGAUCUGAGCAUCCACUAGGAGACUGUUUUGUUUUGUUUGUGAUUUGGGGAGAGAAGAUACUGCAAAAAUUGUAAUUGAAAUUUUUUUAGACUGUUGUUCAGUUUCUUCAUGAUCCCAAAGUAUAGCAUGAAUUUGUAUGUAAAAAGUAGCUUCUUAUUUAUGGAAGAAAUUAUUCUAAGGCAAAAAUCCAAGGUCAAGCUGUAUCUGUUAUGUCAUUCUGUAUUGUAUGUCUUUUAUGUUACACAGUUCAUUAGUUCUUAAGAUUUCCUAUAGUAGCAUGAUAAAUCAUCAAGAAUCUGUUUGGGGUAUAAAAUUUGGAUGCAGAAUACUUGGCUUGUCUCUUGAUAAUAACCUUGAAGAUAUUUCCAUUGAUUAAUUAAUCAGAUAUGCUACAGAACUGUACUGGGCUCAAACAGGUUGACCUGUGUACUCUUAAUAUCCUC
Messenger RNA from Ochotona curzoniae (black-lipped pika), 3738 nucleotides. RefSeq names its product MINDY lysine 48 deubiquitinase 2 (gene MINDY2). Lineage: Eukaryota; Metazoa; Chordata; Mammalia; Lagomorpha; Ochotonidae. The record is from RefSeq and is a predicted model, not a curated record. Gene Ontology annotation, cellular component: cytosol; cell periphery. The transcript is spliced from 9 exons. Bases 104 to 1972 code for a protein of 622 amino acids. Gene Ontology annotation, molecular function: cysteine-type deubiquitinase activity; K48-linked deubiquitinase activity; cysteine-type carboxypeptidase activity. Gene Ontology annotation, biological process: protein K48-linked deubiquitination.